This is a messenger RNA of Folsomia candida, 4760 nucleotides long. RefSeq lists its product as uncharacterized. Gene Ontology annotation, biological process: lipid transport; lipoprotein metabolic process. NCBI's taxonomy places the organism in Eukaryota, Metazoa, Arthropoda, Collembola, Entomobryomorpha, Isotomidae. Gene Ontology annotation, molecular function: lipid binding. The transcript has 2 exons. The record is from RefSeq and is a predicted model, not a curated record. Bases 1476 to 3227 code for a protein of 583 amino acids. Gene Ontology annotation, cellular component: membrane; extracellular region.
UUCGUAUCCACCAGGCUGCCCUCCCUUUAGUAAUCAACAAAGUGUGAAGAAGCGAUCCAUCAAGUAAAGAGCACAUCCAAAUUGUCAUGUCCAGAAGAUGUAAAGAUGAUAAAAUAAGUCAGCAUUGUUUCAACCAUCUGUGUAAAUCAUAUGAAAUACAAGAACUCGUCGUUUGUUGCUUGUCAUGUAUGUAUGUAGCUCACAUUAAAAAUAAUCCAUUAUGAUAAUCCUGUAUAAACACAUUUCCAGUAAUCAUAAUCGAAUGACUUUCAACCUCUUCCGGCAGGAAUAGAAAAUCUAAAUGCUUCUUAACCUUGUUUAAUCGCAACCCAAUUUCGAAUCGAUUCAUCAUUUCUUCUCACAUCUCUACAAACUGGAAAAAUUGUAACUUUUUGUUCAUGACAAAAUAAGUUAUUAGAAAGAAAUGGUAGAAAAAUAACAAUUCGUGGAAACGGAAAUAGUAGUCGAUUUUCUACUAUACCGAUGUAGAAAAACAUUCUCAUUGAUGUAAAAGGUACAUACAUAAAUGAGUACCUUGACUAAUAAUAUAAUGCAUGUAUUUAGCAACAUAAUUUUCUCGUUUAACUGCACUACAUAUAUAUAUCUAUUAGAUAUCUGCAUAGAUACUCUAACAUAACGAUCAUGUUAUGUAUAGAGUUAGUUUAUAGUUCACCUAUUUAUUACCAUUCCAGUACAUAGUUAAUACAUACGGAGAAUGCAUAAAUACUGGACAUUUUUACCGGAAGGAACCUUAGAUUUGCCCAACAUUUUCAUGAUGCAUGCAUGUACAUAUGUACCUGCAUGCAUUUAUUCACGCGUGUAUUUAUACGAGCUCAAGAUGCCUAAUGUAUGUGAGCAAACCAACCUUAAUACCCAGGUCAGGUACGAACUGACUAACCUUAUAUAAGGUUACCCAUACCUUACUAACAUCGUAAACUCUGUAAAAUGUGUUUACAAAUUUUUAUCAUACUAUGAAAGGUGAUAUUGAUCUGCAUACAUACAUAAGCUUGCAAGCGCUACAUAUGUAGAUAGUAACCGAUUUUCCUUAUGUAAAAUUCUUUAAAGGUUUAUAAGUUUAUAAAUUCCACGUUAUUUACGAAGUUAUUAAGGACGAUAUGAACUACCUCAAUGUUUUCAUUUUUUAUACCUAAUGUUUAUGUCACUAUUUCUAUUUAAAUUGUCUUAUAAAUCUAGUAGAAUAGAAGCAUCGAUUAAUCUGAUUCAUGAAACAAAUAUGUGCAACACAGGCACAUAUGUUCAAAGCAUUGUCCUUGCAUAUUGUGUACUUAAAUAGAUAAUGGUGCACUAACAAUUUAUCUGCCACAAUAUACAUCACCACAUACCGUACAUAUGUAUGUACAAAACUACGUACUUAUUACAGUAAUACGGCAUAGAACAAUUAGUCAUCGAUAUUCAGCUGGCUCUGUUCUACGUAAAAUAAUAAUUUUUUCUGUCUAAUUUUUAAAUUUUUAACAAUGACUACUAAAUCCAUACCCGAAAAAGAAGAAGACCUGUACACCCCAUUCACCACACCCUUAACGCUUCCCGACCUUCUCCACAGCCUCCAAACAACUAAAACCCAGACAAAAAACAUAAUUCAUGAGCUUGAAUUAUUAAAAACAACAGUAAUUUCUCAUCGUGGGGCUGUUCUAAAGGCGAAAACUUCCGGCACCACGGUGACCACGAUUGGGACAGGUCUUGCCAUUACGGGCUUAAUUUUAGCCCCAUUCACCUUCGGGACCUCCUUAAUUGUUUCCAGUGUCGGCGCUGUUACGUCGAUUGGAGGAGCUGCAACAAACAUGAUUACAGAUUUGGUGGAUCGUUCCAAGAAAAAGAAAUAUUUGGAUAAUAUUCAAAAAUUGUCCCAGGAUCAGGAAUCCAUCAAAAUGGAACUUUCCUAUUUACUGCAAAAUCUGGAACAAGUGAUCGAGCCUCUCAUUGAUAUCAGAGGACUUUCCAAAUGCGAAGCCAUUUACUGCUUUUUUAUCAACCAUGACUGCUGCAAUAACUCAACUGCAGAAUCAAAACUGUCCCGCAACGACUCAUUCGAACUUAUCGAAAUCUCAGAGUCAGAUUGGAAACCAGUAAAGAAAUUCGCCUUCAAAACGACUCUGCAAUCUUUAAAAUUAGUAAAAUCUUCGCAAGCCUUGACAACCCUGACGAUCGCCGGGCGAAGCGGUGCCAACACGAUAUCCAGCGUCUCCGUCAGUGUGGGAAGGUUAAUUGGGACGACCGUGUUUAAAACGACGAUGGCCGCGGUGGGAGUUGUUUUCACAUCGAUUGACAUCGCAUUGCUGGUGAGAGAGUGGAAGACAAAGGAUCCCACGCACGAGACGAUAGACUUUGUCCUGGACGAGUUUUCAGAGGAGGUCAAGCGAAUGGAGGAAUUGGAAGAGAUUUUGGAAAUGGUGGACAAAACUAAAUUUUUCCGGAAUGGGAGGGUAAUUGGAAGUUCUCCGUUCUCUGUUAAAGCCGUGGCAGGAUUGUUGGAGGGAAAAAGGGAGGAUUUUUAUGGCGUGGCGUAUGCAAAAGAAGAAUGCAAUUGGGCAGACUAUUGGGUAGGAUUGGGCGACGUUGACUUGAAUUCGUCAGGUGCUAAUGAAACAGUGCCAGUAACAGAAAUUGAUAAUCUAUUCCCAUCUGCAAAUGGUGCAGAUUUGCUCCCAAUUAAAGUUAUUGACCAAUCCGUCCUAAAUUUAAAUAAAUUGAUAAUUGACAACUUCUUGGAAUCAAAGAAUCUACCAAAGUUUACAAUUUUGGAAAAAUCUUUUCGUCAGAAAAAUUGUUUUUCAACAAUCCAAGAUUAUUACAACCCACUCCCAUCAAACAUUACGUCGAAUACUGUGCAAGUUUGUGUAGCUUAUGUUAAAUGUGAGGAAGGUUAUGUAAACGCAAACAAAUGGGAAUAUCAACUCCUAAUUGAAAUGGUUAUGAAAGAGUGUUUCAAACUAUUUUGUAAUUGCUAUGAAAAAAUUGACAGUUUGUGUGACGACGAUGCUGACGAUUACGGCGACGAUUUGAUUGAAUUGGUACAAGUUUUGAUAAACCAUAAAAGUUUCCAGGACCCAGUUGCUCUCGCUGUUUUUGGGAAUCAUGAAAAAAAUGUUAAAAUCUUAAAUGAUGUCGUUUCAAGUGUGGAAGAUUUGUUUAGAAAUUUAAGAUUUAAAAUUGGAAUUUGGGCAAGUGAAAUGUGGGAAGUUGUCCAUACUGGGAAUAAUGGAGUUUGAACAUUGUGAUCAUUUUUGGAGAGCAAAUAUUUAUAAUGAAGCAACUAAAUCCUUUUAAUGAUGUACAUUUUAAGCUGAGAGACAUAACAAGAUUAUUUUUCAUACUAGUCCAAAGUGACUUUGACCAUUUAUUUAUGUACUUACUUACAAAUAAGUGUUUUAUUUAUUUAUCGAAUAAAGAACUGUGAUCAUGCGACCCGUUAUCAUAAGCAUUCAUUUAUAAAAUCGAUAAAUCAGCACUAAUUGACACUGAUAAUGCAAGUCAGUAUUUCAUGCACUCAAUAAACUCGCUUUCAGUCCACACUCGAAAUAAAUCCUUCCCAAAACCUGGACACUACAAAUAUUUAAUCCCCGAUUAAAAAUGUCCCUCACAAAGAAGCGUUUCUCCCCAUUUCUGAAACCCGACAAGAACUUCUUCACCAAUCUAAUCAGCAAGGGCUCCAUCACACCGGUAAAUCCCGCAAAAGAAGUCGACCCCGCCAACAUUCCAUGGAUAGAUUACGACCUUCUCUCAAAAGGUCGAGAAUUCGUAAAGUUCAACUACGCGACCCUCCUCUUGUCCGGGAUUUUAGCUGAUACGAUCGGAUUCGUCUCCAGACAAGUCGCAACGACCCUGUUCUACCGAAAUUUUUACCCAGAAAAUGUUUGCGGAGCAAGAUUCUUAUCCACCUUCCACACUUCAAUGACAAAGUGGCUGUUAUCUGAUUUUAAGGGUACCGAAUUCAUCCAAGCAAUCCAACGUGUCCAGAAAUUGCAUAAAAUUUACGCUCAAACCCCUCCCACUCGUACCGUUCCGCCACCAAAUAUCCAGUAUCCACCAGAGUACAAGAAACUUGCCGAAAUUAUUCGUCAUGAUAUGCGACAUGUUUCCACCGAGUUUUAUCCAGCCGAUCUAAUCUCGUGGUCACCUGUCAACUAUUUUACACAACUUGACGUCGCACUCGUCCAAUUUGGAAUAUCAACGUUAUUACUUUUUCCAGAAAAAAUGGGAGUUUCUACAAAGUUUGAAACGGAUGAAACCAUGCGUGGAUAUUUUCAUAUGUGGGCCGUGAUUGGGAGACUUCUCGGACUUGAAGAUGAGUUCAACCUUGCGUUACAUCCGGAUAGAGAGCUUUACAUGGAAAUCGUAGAAAAAAUUGGGAUUCCCAGUUUCAAAAUGGUUGAUGAAACGUCGAUCUUUUGUAUGCAUAAAAUGAUGGAUGGCGUCGUUAGCGUGAUGAUGCCUGGUUUAAUUACGAUUAAAUCUUUGUGGUACUUUUCGCUAGAAACGUUAGGAAUUGAAGGUGUAGAGUUAUGGUCGAGUAUGAGUUUGCGCGACAAGAUUUGCUAUUAUCAUGUGAACUUUUCAAUGUACUUGAUGCAAUUUGAUUUUGUGAGGGUAGCUGUGAAUUUGAUGUCACAGGGACUGUCUGGAUUUCUUGUAUAUUUUUUCCUGAACAAAAAAUAAGAUUAAGAAAUAAGAACAUGUUAUUGACUUGUAUGAAUUUAUGUAUGGAAAAUGUUUAUUUGCGACGAAUAAAAAUCACAUUUAAA